Messenger RNA from Paramuricea clavata, 1873 nucleotides. NCBI's taxonomy places the organism in Eukaryota, Metazoa, Cnidaria, Anthozoa, Malacalcyonacea, Plexauridae. The record is from the annotation of a GenBank genome assembly.
AUGAUCGGAGACUUUAACCUACCAUCUGUUAAAUGGUCGAGUUAUGAAAAUGUUCCUGUGAAUACCGGAGGGUCCAAUGAGAAUGAAGCAUUUUGCGAAAUGGUGGACGACAACUUCCUUCAACAGUUCAUAUCUGGUCCCACCCACAUCGCUGGUAAUAAACUCGACCUUUUGCUAUGUAAUUCUCCAGAAAUCAUCGGUGACGUUUCUGCAUUCCUUCUUGAAUGUUUCCCAACAGAUCAUUACGUCGUGGAAAUUGAUGUUCAACUGAAGUUUAAAAGAGCCAAGCCAGUUAAACGCCGAGUUUUUGACUACAGGAACGGUAAAUUUGAUGAGUUGCGCAAUUUCCUCACGAGAAAUCCCAUUAAUAUUACUCCCACCGAUGAUAUUGAUAACUACUGGGAACAAUGGAAGGAAACGUUCUCAACUGCCGUGAAAAAGUAUAUUUCAGUAAGAACUGUUAAGGACACCAACUCCCCCCCUUGGAUUGAUAAAGAAGUCCGGAUUCUUAUCCGCAAGAAAUACCGUGCAUUAAAAAACUACCGAAUGAAUAGAUCUGCAACUCGGAAGCGAAAGCUGCGAUCCCUUACUCAACAAACUAAGCGUCUCAUUAGACGGAAACACCAAGAAUAUCUGGCUAAAAUUGAAAGUUCCUUCUCUGUCAAUCCAAAGCUGUUCUGGAGCUACCAUAAAGCUAUCCUACGCCACCGAGCAAAUCUGCAUCACGAAAUAACGUUCGACGGAGUUACUGCUAAAUCUGCAAAAGAUAAAGCUACACUUUUCAACGCGUACUUCUCUUCCGUAUUUCGUUCACCUUCCACAGGUUCAAAAUCAGGUAUCUGUGAUCUGCUUCAACCAUUAGAAAUUGAGGAGCUUUCCAAUAUAACACUCAAUGCGGAAGAAGUUGCGCGAAGUUUGUACAAUCUUGACACAUUCAAAGCAUGUGGCCCCGACGGCAUUCCAACUCGUCUUCUGCAAGAAUGCAGCAUCCAAAUUGCACCCAGCAUUUGUGAACUAUUCAAUCAUUCGCUGCACACCGGUCAGAUCCCUUCUGAAUGGAAAUCUGCCAAUGUUACGCCUAUCCACAAGAAAGAUUGUAAAGAACCAGCCGAAAAUUAUAUUAUUAGACCUAUUUCUUUGCUCCCCAUCCUUGGAAAAGUUCUAGAACGUGGCGUGUGUUUCAGACUUUAUGAUCAUGUCAAACAUCUCAUCACCAAAUUUCAACAUGGUUUCCUCAGACAACGUUCAUGUGUCACUCAGCUCCUAUCUGUUCUUCAUACUAUCGGACAAUCUCUCGACAAGAACACCCAAACAGACAUCGUUUACCUAGAUUUUGCAAAGGCAUUUGACACUGUUGACCACAAUAUUCUUCUCCACAAACUUAAACAGUAUGGCGUAUCAGGACAGUUGUAUGCAUGGUUCGAAGACUAUCUGAGCGGUCGUUGUCAACGAGUUGUGGUAGAUGGAGUUGCAUCUUCCUGGGCACCUGUAACAUCUGGUGUGCCACAAGGAAGUAUCCUAGGACCUGUUCUGUUUGCGAUCUUUAUAAACGAUCUUCCAAAUGUACUACCAGACGAGACCUCGGCAGCAUUGUAUGCAGAUGACACCAAAGUGUACAAAUCAAUUAAAUCGGAAGAUGACUGUCAAAUUCUGCAACACGCCUUGACCAGCCUUGAAUGUUGGAGUCAUGAUAACAACCUAGAUUUCAACCAGUCGAAAUGUAAGGUGCUGACCAUCACACGAAAAAAGACUCCCCUCGUGCAUGUCUACCACAUGAAUUCAAAGGAACUCUUGCGUGUGGAUAAAGAGAAAGACCUUGGUGUUUGCGUCAGUGCCAACUUCAAUUGGGAUGUUCACAUCCACACAAUCACGG